AUGGAACCGACUACCAAAAAAAGGAAGUUGGCUCCAAAGGUCAACGCUUCGCCCGCCCCCAAUCCUCAGCCUGCUCUACCUGGUACGGCUACGGCUGCUGCUACUGCCGCUGGUGCUGCUGGUGCUGUCGCCGGGACUGCUGCUACAGCUGCUUCCCAGUAUGCCCAUGAACCAUCGUUAUCCCAGAAUCAGCUCUAUCCGACCCAUGAUGCGCCGCUUUCCGAACGACAGGACUUCGAGUCCUUCGCCCGACACCUGCAGGACGCCGCGAUGCUGAUUCAACGCCAAACGGAACGACCGCCUUACGAAGAUGUUUCUGUAUUGCUGUUGAGCUGGGAGGAGGAUCGAUCUGUGGAUGACGACGUAGCCGCCUUGGACCAAUUACUGCAAAAUAAAUACAACUAUACUACGCAACGAUGGCAGAUUCCCACCGUACCAAAUCCCAGCAUCAAGCUCGGUGUGCAAAUGGCGUCAUUUCUAGAAAACGCCAGGCCGAACCACUUGUUGAUAAUAUACUAUGCUGGGUAUGGCUAUCUUGGCGCCGAUGGCCACAUGUACUGGGCAUGCAAUCCCCGGGAAGAUGCCGCCAAGCUCAAGUGGGACGGCGUGAGAUGCUUGUUCGAAGAUGCGCAAUCCGAUAUCCUCCUGUUGCUGGACAGCUGCGCCAUACCUGAUCCGUUGACAGCAGGCAGUCAUGGAAUAAAGCAAGGCAUUGCCGCUUUUACUCCGGAACAUGGUCCACGAGAAAUGGGUGGUAAUUCAUUCACAGCCAAUCUGAUUGAAGCUCUACAAAAGCUGCAUACCGGACGCCCAUUCAGCAUCAAUCGGCUCCAUGAGGAGCUAGUGUCACAAAAACAGUUUCAAAAUGCCCAAGCUGCCAGGCCUUCCAACAGCACACCCAGCGUCGCCGCUGUCCCAGCCAAAUUGCCACUGGCCUUCACUCUGACACCUGGUAAAAGCCAGCAACUUAGUUUGGGGCCUUUGCAGUCUCGACUCACCGGGCCCAAACAAAACGGCGGUGAACCAGCCGAAGGCCAGAGCCUCCGAGGACGCGAGGAGCAUCUGAUUGACCCCGAGUCCGUGGCCGAUAUUCGAUUUGACGAGGCUCGGAUACUAGUUUGCACGACGUUUGUUGGCGAUGCUAGCCCGGACAUGUCUUUUUUCAAUCAAUGGCUUCAAAACACCCCUCCUCUCGGGUCCAAGAUUGCGGUGGAGGGAAUGUUUCUUGGGCCUCCCACCAUGCUCCUCAUCUCCAUGCCACAUUCCAUAUGGAAUGUUGUCCAGCACGACAAAGUUUGUUGCUUCCUAGGAUAUAUCAGCUCCCACAACAUGCUCCAUCUAUAUGAAAGAUUGGUUGGGCCGGCCGGUGUUAGACCCUCCGCGAAGGAGGUGGAGGAUGGCAAAAUAUUGCUGGAGGCGAGAGAACUCGCAGCCGGUACGCCUGCAAGGCCAGCAAAUCGGGACGGCGAACACCACGAACUCCUCUACCACUCAGCUGCCUCCCGGGACCGUGCUGAAUUACUGCUACAUAGCAGCCCCUCCCGGCCAGCCUUGGUCGGCCCCGGUGGGCAGAAGACAAAAGACGAUGUGGAGGACUCGGCGGAAAUGCAAGAAGCAGCGGAGCAACUCAAGGCACUCAGCCAUGUGCGCCAUCGAAGCGAUGAAGCUGUUCCAGUGGCUGAAAGGACGCGGACCAACUUACCUGAUGGCUUGUCCAGCGACAAAACUCGACUACCCCGAGAGCCAAGCGAUGUAGGGGGCGAUGAAACCGCCAUGAUGGUUGAUGCGAAGAUGACACCGAAUUCAAAGACCAAGGUGCCACGGCGGUCGGUUUUCAAGCAAGAGUACCGAUGCAGCCACUGCAGUCAUGCGCCGUUCAAGGACUCGUCAUCGCUUCGCAAACAUGUCGCUGCCGCCCAUACACGGCCGUUUCCCUGCGCAUUCUCAUUUGCCGGCUGCACCAGCACGUUUGGGUCAAAGAACGAAUGGAAGCGGCAUAUUGCCUCUCAACAUCUCUGUCUGCAAUAUUACCGCUGCUCGGCCUGCCCGCAGAGUGCGGUGGAGGGUAAAGGCAAUGAAUUCAACAGAAAGGAUCUUUUCACCCAACAUUUGCGGCGAAUGCAUGCACCGUUCCAAAUUAAACGAGCGAUAACACAUGGAGACGGACAGUUGCAAUCGGAUUGGGAUGCUCAUGUCAAGGAUAUGCAACAGUCGUGCCUCGUGACGCGGCGGAAACCACCACAGCGAGCAGCAUGUCCCAAACCAGAUUGCCGAAAGGACUUUGACGGUCUAAAUGCUUGGGAUGAAUGGACGGAGCACGUGGGACGCCAUAUGGAAAAGGGAGAAGGUCCAGUACUUGGGGCUGAUGGGUUACUGGUACAAUGGGCUCUGGAUGAAGGAAUUAUUGAACCAAAGAGCGAUGGGGAGUAUCGACUUUGUGCUACCAACGGUCUGCUGGGGUCAUCACAGAACAGUUCCGGACCGAUGCUAGAUCGUAAGGACUCGAUGAUGAUGUCGUUCACCGACUCCUCGCAGCUGGAGGAUACUCCCAUGGUGGAUGCGAAGCCAAGCGACAGCGAGGUUGACACCAGCCAAGCAACCAUAGCAUAG
Molecule: messenger RNA, 2610 nt
Organism: Pochonia chlamydosporia 170
Lineage: Eukaryota; Fungi; Ascomycota; Sordariomycetes; Hypocreales; Clavicipitaceae
Product: C2H2 finger domain-containing protein
Exons: 3
Coding region: 1-2610 (869 amino acids)
Molecular function (GO): DNA-binding transcription factor activity
Source: RefSeq, a predicted model, not a curated record